Rotaria sp. Silwood1 is the source of this 2220-nucleotide messenger RNA. The record is from the annotation of a GenBank genome assembly. NCBI's taxonomy places the organism in Eukaryota, Metazoa, Rotifera, Eurotatoria, Philodinida, Philodinidae.
AUGGAAGAGCCUACCAAGUCGGACAUUGAUGCCAUUUUUAAACGAUUAAGAACAAUCCCUGCUAAUAAGAUGUGUUUUGAUUGUGAUUCAAAAAAUCCCACCUGGGCAUCAAUUACAUAUGGUGUAUUUUUAUGUAUUGAUUGUUCAGCCAGACAUCGUGGUCUCGGUGUUCACUUAUCAUUUAUUCGUUCGACUAAUCUUGAUACUAGUUGGGGAUGGCUUCAACUUCGAGCUAUGCAAGUUGGUGGAAAUGCUAAUGCUGAAGCAUUUUUCCAACAACAUGGCUGUCACACAAAAGAUAUUCAACAAAAAUAUAAUAGUCGAGCUGCACAACUUUAUCGUGAAAAACUUCAUCAACUUGCUACUAAAACAAUGAAGCAAUAUGGAACUAAACUUUUCCUUGAUGAUGCACAUAAGAAUGAACAUAGUCAAUUGACAGGUGAAAAAAAAGAAGGUGAUUUCUUCCAUGAGCAUUCUCAAGCAUCAGCUAAAACUGGUUGGGAUGAUAGUGUAACAGUUUCUUCACAUUCCAGUAAUCAAAGUCUUGAUAAGACUGAACAACAAACCGAAGGACCAUCUGUUGAUCCCAGUGUUUUGAAUAAUGAUGGUUCAGUGAAAACACUCGAUCCAAAAAAAACAACUAUUGGUCAACGCCGAGCACCAGCAACGAAAAAAAAAGGUUUUGGUGCACAAAAAGUAGCAACUGACUUCAAAGAAGUAGAACGCAAUGUUCAAGAACAAGAAAAAUUACGUGAACAACAAGCUCAUCUUGAGCUUAAAAAUCGUGAAGAAACUGAAAAACAAGUCGAAAAACAAAUGGCAAAUCUUAAAUUUGUUUAUCAAGAUAUGAAUAAACAACGUGAUUUUGAAGAGGCCAAAUUAAAACAAUCAAAUCCAAAGAAAGCUGAACAAAUGGAACGUCUUGGCAUGGGUUUUACUAAUCGAAGUGGCGUAAGUCAUAGUGCUAUGACUGAUAUGCAAACAAUUCAACAAGAAGGUGUAACAACAACAAGAAAUGUUUCACUUGCACCACGAAAUCGAGAUUUUUUCGAUGAUUAUGAAUCAUCGGGUUUUAGUAGUCGAUCAAACUAUGAUGAUUUCUCAUCGAAAACUGAUGAUCAAUAUGAUGAGAGUUCUGAAAAACUGGAUGAUGAUUUAUUUAAACCAAAAUCAUCAUCAAAAAAUACGGAUACUUUCAAUACUGAUUGGGAAAUCGUUGAUCGACACACUCCAACUAAAGAUUUUGGAUUCAGUGGAACUAGUAGUUCAUCAUAUUCUAAUAAUGAUGCACCUAAUUCCUCAUCAAAAUCAAAAAAUCAAUCAUCUACAUCUUAUAAUGAAGGAAAUAAUAGCGAAACACAAAAACGUUUUUCAAAUGCUAAAGCUAUAUCAAGUGAUCAAUUUUUUAAUAAAAAUUCCGAUAAUCAAAACAAUGUAGUAUCACGUUUUCAAGGAAGUACAAGUAUUUCAAGUGAAGAUUUUUUUGAUGAUCCAAACAAAAGAAAACAAGAUCGUUCAACUUAUCAAGGUCCUGAUUUAUCAGCCAUGACAGCUGAUUUUAAGGAAGGUGUAUCAAAAGCAGCUAAUAAAUUAUCAUCAUUAGCUAGUAACGUUAUGUCAAGCAUUCAGAAACAAAUGAAAUACACGAUUAUACGGCAAUUUUCAUUGAGAAAAGAAAAAUUUGAAAUUGUUGGUGGUACAAAAACAGUAUGUACAGUAAAAGCUACUCCUUCUAAAGACCAUAAAGGACAAUACAAUAUUCGUUGUUUGUCUAGUGUUAUAUUAUCAAGUCCGUUAUCAAGACAUGUUGAUGAUGAAUUUUGUGUUAUAGAGCCAGAUUCAAGUAUUCCUCGAAAUUAUUUAAUAUACAUAGUAAAUAAUGAAUCGAAUGAAAAAACUCUUUUUGGUCAAUUAUCUUAUGAAUUCUGUAGUCGUAAUAAUUGUCUUUAUACAAUUGUUAUUGGAAGAAAAUUAUAUAAAGUACGAAGUUCUGAUUUAAAAAAUCGACGUUUAGCUAUUAUAGAUUCUCUUGAACAAAAUAAUCCAUCGAAAUUAGAUCAAUAUUCAACAUUUCAAUGCCCACAAACAUUGUUUCAAGUUAUUGACACAUUUUCAAAAUCAAAUAAAACGUAUCAUGUUACUAUAAAUGAUAAAGACAAACAUCUUGGAUAUCUUUCUAUUGUUAUUUUACUUGAUCUUCAUGAAUGUAAAUUAGAUUGA